CAUACUUACAAAUCAUCAAUCCCUAUCGCAUCCCCGGCCUUUUAAUUAAACCACGCUUAGACCAACAUGUCUCCUUCUCUUUGCUCUUGUAAUUCUCAAUGGGGUCUCUUAAUUACCUUGCUCUUAGCCCCUCUAUUAGCAGCCGCUUUGAUGGUUGGCGCCCAUGGUGGCAACUUCUACCAAGACUUCGACAUCACUUGGGGCGAUGGUCGUGCUAAGAUCCUCGACGGUGGCCAGCUCGUGACGCUAUCGCUUGACAAGACCUCGGGAUCCGGUUUCCAAUCCAAGAACCAGUAUCUCUUUGGAAAGAUCGACAUGCAGAUCAAGCUCGUCCCUGGAAACUCCGCCGGCACCGUCACUGCUUAUUAUCUCUCAUCUCAAGGGCCGAAUCACGACGAGAUUGAUUUCGAAUUCCUCGGUAACCUCAGUGGAGACCCUUACAUCCUGCACACCAAUUUGUUCACCGAAGGGAAGGGAGACAGGGAGCAGCAAUUCUACCUCUGGUUUGAUCCUACCAAGGACUUCCACACCUACUCCGUCAUAUGGAACCCAUUGAAUGUCAUCUACUUGGUGGAUGGAAUUCCUAUCAGAGUUUUCAAGAACAAUGAGGCGAUUGGGGUGCCAUUCCCUGAGAAACAGCCCAUGAGGCUUUACUCGAGCCUGUGGGACGCCGAAGACUGGGCCACGAGAGGCGGGCUCGUCAAGACUGAUUGGAGUAAGGCGCCGUUCACUGCAUCAUUUCGGAAUUUUCAGGCAAAUGCAUGCAUUUGGUCGUCAGGAAAAUCUAGCUGUGGCCGGACAACCACUGGCUCAGGGCCUACCAGCAAUGGUUGGUUUGACCAAGAACUGGACGCAACAAGCCAGAGGUGGCUGAGAUGGGUGCGGAAGAACUACAUGGUCUACAACUACUGCACUGACGUGAAGCGCUUUCCUCAGGGCCUCCCACCUGAGUGCUUGCAUUCCUAAUUAUUCUCUUGGGCGGUCACAAGAGUUAAUUUCCAAAUUAAUUUAUACUUGUAAAAAAAAGUUUUUACACUGUAGUUAAUCAUACAUGCUGGGUGACUUUAAUUAUUCUGAUGUAAUAACGAUCAUACAUAUGAAUACGAUCGAAUGCUUUAUAAUUUUUUA
Elaeis guineensis (African oil palm) is the source of this 1128-nucleotide messenger RNA. Its product is annotated as xyloglucan endotransglucosylase protein 1. Gene Ontology annotation, biological process: cell wall biogenesis; xyloglucan metabolic process. Gene Ontology annotation, molecular function: xyloglucan:xyloglucosyl transferase activity; hydrolase activity, hydrolyzing O-glycosyl compounds. Gene Ontology annotation, cellular component: apoplast; cell wall. The record is from RefSeq and is a predicted model, not a curated record. Lineage: Eukaryota; Viridiplantae; Streptophyta; Magnoliopsida; Arecales; Arecaceae.